AUGUGUCAAAAACAUGUAAUGAAUCUUUUCAAACAAGCUAUCGUAACAUUCCCAUAUAGAAAAUCCAUAUCUUCAGAAAUCUUCAAUAAAAACUUGGAAAAAUUAAAAUCACUAAUGGAUCAAUUAACUAAAGAACAUGUAAAUUUGGAUGAGAAACUUUUGCAAAGAAUCCAUCCAGGACAUAAACUACCUCUCCACGACCACCCUCAAAUGCACGGUCUACUAAAAGUUAUUGCUGGUACAUUUAAAAUCCAAGCAUAUUCAGAAGACCACGAAGAAACAUUAAAAUUAAAUGAUAAGUCUGAUAACGAAACAGAGCAACCUGAAGAUUUUUCCGUAAAAAAAGUAGUUGCAAAAAAACUAGACGUCCUACUAUGCGAUGAAAAUUCUGAGUGCUGUAUCUUAACCCCGGGCGAUGGUAAUUACCAUGAAAUCGAACCGGUAAAUGGUUCAGCAGCAUUUUUAGAUAUCCUAUCACCUCCCUACGAUGCUUUUAUUGAAGAAUUUGGACAAAGAGACUGUACGUAUUAUAAAGAAGAAAGUGAAAUUAAGCCCAAUUUGGUGCAAUUGACUCAAAUAAGACAACCGGCAUGGUUUUGGUGCGAUACUGCUCAAUAUUCAGGUCCACUUUUAUCGCUUACGGAAGAAAAUACAAUAUCCCAAUGA
Molecule: messenger RNA, 666 nt
Organism: Ctenocephalides felis (cat flea)
Lineage: Eukaryota; Metazoa; Arthropoda; Insecta; Siphonaptera; Pulicidae
Product: 2-aminoethanethiol dioxygenase-like
Exons: 2
Coding region: 1-666 (221 amino acids)
Cellular component (GO): mitochondrion
Molecular function (GO): oxidoreductase activity, acting on single donors with incorporation of molecular oxygen, incorporation of two atoms of oxygen
Source: RefSeq, a predicted model, not a curated record